UUUUCCGAUGGACUUCUCAAAUUAAAUACGGAGUAGAACUUAUUGUAGAACCAGAUCCAGAUCUGCCCCAUCUUCGAUGCCCCUCUCGGCCUCUCCCCAAUCUCCAUUAAUCGACGCCACCUUCCCCCCUCUUCCCUUGUAAUUGACGCCAUCUCCCCCAUCUUCGACACCAUCUCCGCUGGAACGAGCAAAAGAUUCCAUUGCCGAGUUCAAUUGCUGGUUUGGGCCUGGACUGUGCGUGAAUUGAAGGCAAGUUCUUCGUUGUUACUGUUUAUCUCGCGAAUAAUAGAAUUUACUUUACCCCUAUUUCAAGCUCAAUUGAAGCCCAAUUUGUGGAGGAUUAUGAGCGAAAUAUAACCUUUAGAGGACUAAAAUGAGGUAAAGUUGAUUCAAUUGAACUGUUUUGUAUUGAGAGCAAUUGUCUAAAUUCUUAUUGAUAACGAUUGUCACUUGUGUCCUUAAGGUGUUUGUCUAUAUGCAUUGAGAAACACAACAGAUGGCUUAGCUGCUAGCUUAUCCACAACAUAUUAUGAGUAUUCAAUUUAAAUUCUAAUGCCCAUUAAUUUUGGUUCCUAUUAUUUUUGUUUGCAGGGACUAUGGGAUACAAGUUUACUUAGGUAAGUGAAUGGUUUCGUUGUAUGUUGUGUGGAGUUGUUGAAUACGCUACUUCUGCAUUUUUACUAAUUCAUUCUUAUUUUGGAAUUUAAAUUUGAAUUCAUAAGAGGAUUUGAUACUGCACAUGCUGCUAGGUAAUUAAUCUCUUAAUAGGCUCUUACUUCAUAUUUAUUUUUUGGUUCAAAACUAUUGAGAAUUUAAUAAUGGUAGUUGGAGUUCACUUGAAGAGUCUCUAUUAAUGUUAGGACAUAUGACCGUGCUGCAACUAAAUUUUAUGGGCUAGACGUUGAUAUCAAUUCCAAUGUAAGUGAUUAUGAAGAAGAUCUCUAGCAGGUUGAAUAGUGUUAUUGGAAUGAAUCUGAUAUUCCAUCACAUCAUUAUCAUUUUAUUUUUUUGUGUGAAUUCUAACCAAAUGAAUAAUUUCACAAAGAAAGAGGGUGCAAAUACCCCGUCGUGAGAGCAUUGGGGUUUUUAGAGGGAGUUCAAGGCAUAGAGGAGUUACAUUGCACAAAUGUGGGUGAUGGGAGGCUAGAAGGGAGAAAUUCCUUGGCAAGAAGUAGAUGCUAUUUCCAUCACUGUUUGGGAAAAAUGGACAUCCUUCAUUGUCUAUCUUUCCACCUUUCUUCCAUGAAAUAGUUCAAUUAAAUAGACUUUACCUCGUUUCAAGCUCAAUUAAACUAUUACUUCGCAUUAAAAGAAAUAUUAGUUCUAACUUGUUCUUUAAACGAAUACUAUGUAUUAAGUAUAUAUCUAUGAUGCAGGUCUGAAGUGUAUGAGAAUGGUGCAAAUUAGUCCCCUAAAUAGUACAUGGGAACAAUGUUCGAAAAGGCGGAACGGAAACCCGCCUCAAGGCGCGACUCGUAACUUUUUCCGGAAAUUACGCACUGGAGCUAAUCCCGUUUUCACGCUAUAGGUUUUUUUACGCUAUUCUGUGAAAGGCGUACGCCAUGGGGCGUACGCGCCAGUGCGCGCAAUAAGGCUUACGCAAUUCCAGGAUUAGAAAUUGGAAAUUAAACGAUUAAAAUUUUGGGUAUUGAAGGUUAAAGUUGUCAAUUACUCCAAUUAAUUAACCCAAUUAAGUGUAUAUAUCCUAAAAUUACCCAAAAUUAGUGUCGAUUACCCUAAUCUUUGUCGAUUACCUUUUGGCGAGCUACGAACCGUCUCCAGCCGUCCAGCGUCGGCCGUCUUCAGUCUUCUUCUCCGGCGAAAAGAUGUUUGUACGGCAAGAUGGGGCUGAUUUUCAAGGUCUUAAAGAGAUAUAAAAUCAGGAUUUGGAGCUCUUAUUAUCAAUUUGAGGAUGACAUGUGCAAGAGUUAACUCUUUGUUUGGAAUGUAAUACUCUUUAUGGAUGUUUUUUUGGUAGUACUAAGUAGAACCUAACAUGCACUUUGUCAUGCAUGCUUUUUAGUUGGCAAGUUUUAGUCCAACUUAAAUUGAUAAUGAAACUUUUUGUAGGUAAAGAGUAACAUUUUUAUAGAAAGUAUAUUGUGGAUGUUAAAGUUUAAUGGAUGUUGUGUGUUGGAUGUUAAUUUAUACGGUUGUUUAAGCAAACACGGGAAGGGGAAGUUUCAAGAAUGGAUGAUCCUAUUCAUUCUGAACUUAAGCUUAUGAUCAUCGAUGCUAAUAUGGAAGAACCAGCAAGUGGAGAUCUCCAAAAGGAGUUUGAGAUAUUAAAGCCUAUAUUUGAGCAACAUAUUAGCGAUGACUUUGAGCAAUCUCUAUGGAUGAUUAAGGAGUCAUUGUGUUCACCUUUCAUCAAAGAAAAAAUUCGGAAGGGUCUUGUUCAAACUCUUCAGGUCAAGGCAAUAAAAGCUACAAGGGAAAGUAUGAAGAGCGCACAAUGCAUUAGGGCAAUCAAGAUAAAAGUUACGCGACAUCCAGUCCUACUAUCAUGUGCCAAUAUUGACGAGCCUAUCAUUACGUCUUUGUGUGAACAUCUCAUCGACUAUGAAUGAAGCAGAUGACUUUUGGGGACUGUUAGACUAUUUGUUUACUACCGGUAGAUGAUGGACACCUUGAGAUCCUACUGGUCGUCUUUGUUUUUGGGCACUAGUUUAUUAGAUUUUAAGAGAUGCAACUCUAUACUGUAGAUGGAAUCUCUCGUAUAUUAUCUACUGCCCUAUAUUAUCAUGAGCCCAUUGACCUGCAAGGAUUAGCUAGCAGUGCUUAAACUGCUUACUUUAAAUAUUCUCAUGGUCCUCUACUACUUGGAACAAGACAUGGAACAUCUAUCCAUAUGCAAAAAUUUGAUUCCCUGCAGUAGCUCUAAUGAGGACCACCACGUUGGGUUGAGUAAUUUGAAUUCAUAUGGUGAAUUUUUGAGUGAUGGCAGACACACGAUAAAAGAAUAUUUCUUUAGUCAUAUGGCGACAACAAGGGACUUAACAAAGCUUUGGGACCUCU
Molecule: messenger RNA, 3018 nt
Organism: Cuscuta campestris
Lineage: Eukaryota; Viridiplantae; Streptophyta; Magnoliopsida; Solanales; Convolvulaceae
Source: the annotation of a GenBank genome assembly